Molecule: messenger RNA, 903 nt
Organism: Hevea brasiliensis (rubber tree)
Lineage: Eukaryota; Viridiplantae; Streptophyta; Magnoliopsida; Malpighiales; Euphorbiaceae
Exons: 2
Coding region: 1-903 (300 amino acids)
Source: RefSeq, a predicted model, not a curated record
AUGAAUGAUAGUAUUUCUGAAAUGAGGAAACAGGAGGAUGAGGCAACAAACAAAAUUACCAAUUCACAAUCUAGGCGAGUUUCUUUGCUUAUUAGUAUAACUUAUGUUCCUUCAUUGAAUAUAACUAAACCAAGUAUUUCAGCAGCUUUAAAGAAAAGAAGAGUUAAUGAUUCUCCUCUUGAUAGAGCUUUUGACUUGCAAACUAGAGCUCAAUUAGAUGCAGAGAUUGCUAGAAUGUUCUACACUGGGGGUCUACCUUUUAAUUUUGCUAGAAAUCCUUAUUAUGUGAGUUCUUAUUUUUUUGCUGCUAAUCAUGUUUUGGGUGGUUAUGUGCCACCUGGUUAUAACAAAUUGAGAACCACAUUACUUCAGCAAGAAAAAGCAAAUGUAGAGAGGUUGCUUGAACCAAUUAAAAGCACUUGGUUAGAAAAGGGUGUUAGUAUUGUGAGUGAUGGAUGGAGUGAUCCCCAGAGAAGGCCUUUAAUUAAUUUUAUGGUUGUUUCUGAGUCUGGCCCCAUGUUUAUCAAAUCUGUAGAUUGUUCUGGUGAAGUGAAAGAUAAGCAAUUUAUUGCUAAUUUACUAAAAGAAGUAAUUGAUGAGGUUGGUCAUCAAAAAGUGCUACAAGUCAUUACUGAUAAUGCUUCAAAUUAUAAAGCAAAAAAUUUAGAAACUAAUCAAGAAACUUAUGAUGUGUGUCACUGGAUCACUGAAAUCCAUGGGGAUGCUUUGCAAAUCAAGAAUUUUAUAAUGAAUCAUUCCAUGAGGCUCGCAAUUUAUAAUCGGUUUAGCCCUUUGAAAUUGCUUUCAGUUGCUGACACUCGUUUUGCUUCUAUUGUUGUGAUGCUUAAAAGAUUUAAACUUAUUAGGCGUGCUUUAGAAGCAAUGGUUAUGAGUGAUCAAUGA